Molecule: messenger RNA, 1866 nt
Organism: Penicillium crustosum
Lineage: Eukaryota; Fungi; Ascomycota; Eurotiomycetes; Eurotiales; Aspergillaceae
Product: putative alpha-1,6-mannosyltransferase subunit
Exons: 4
Coding region: 1-1866 (621 amino acids)
Biological process (GO): protein N-linked glycosylation
Cellular component (GO): Golgi membrane
Molecular function (GO): glycosyltransferase activity
Source: RefSeq, a predicted model, not a curated record
AUGACCUUAUCGCGAUCACCCUCUCCCCGCCAGGGCGGGGGGUGGUCCAGUCCGGGACUUAUUCCGGGUAGCGGCACUGUAUCACCGAACGGUCCAUCGCCCGGUUCAAUGCCCCCAGGUACCCCAGGCAGCAUUUCGUGGGCAGCAGCUAAGGCAAAAAGCGACGAGGUGCGCGGGUAUCCAUCAUUCACGACACGCAAUGGCGGCUUCUUCUCUCGCCAACGACACAAGAUCUCGACUCGGUUUCAUACCGUUCGAAGGCUUUCCUCACGGGAAUACGUCGAUAAGGAUGAUUUUGGCAGGGAAUGGAAACGUUCAGGCAGUGGUUGUGGUCUGCUAGGUACCUUACGGGUACCAGCACGCCGGGGCCGGUUCCGGGUGCUGUUGGCUCUGUUGUUGGUGUGGAUUGGAUAUCUAUUCUUCUGGACGAGCAUAAUCCAAACAUACCGCCGAUCACCCAUAGGUGGUGGGAGCAAGUUUGUCAUCAUACUCGGAUCGAAUGUGGAGGGCGGCGUCAUGGAAUGGAAGGGCGCACGUGAAUGGGCCAUUGAACGCAACAGCAUAUGGAACAAACAGAGAUAUGCACAAAACUGGGGCUACGAGGUUGAACUGGCUAAUCUGCUGGCCAAGAAGCGAUAUUCACAUGAAUGGCGCGAGAGCUGGGAGAAGGGCGAUGUGAUCCGCGAAGCCAUGCGCAAGUACCCAGAUGCAGAGUGGUUCUGGUGGCUCGACUUGAACACAUGGGUUAUGGAGUACGACACAUCCCUCCAACACCAUCUAUUCAAUGACCUCCAAUCCCACGUUUACCGGGAUAUUACCGCCUAUAACCCUCUCAACAUGACCCACCCACUCCCCGAGUUCUGGCUCGACGAGCUAGGUCGUUCCCUGGAUGGAGAUGGUAAGGCAGAUUCGUUGAAUAUGCUUCUGACACAAGACUGCGCCGGAUUCAAUCUUGGAUCUUUCUUCUUGCGCCGAUCUGAUUGGACCGACCGCCUGCUCGAUAUCUGGUGGGAUCCCGUCAUGUACGAGCAGAUGCACAUGGAGUGGGAACAUAAAGAACAGGAUGCCCUGGAGUACAUUUAUCAGAGUCAACCAUGGGUUCGGAGUAGUGUUGGCUUUUUACCACAACGCAGGAUCAAUGCUUUCCCACCUGGUGCAUGCGGCGACGGAGAUAAUCCAGUGGUUCACUAUCAACAGAACGCGCACGAUCUCCUCGUCAACAUGGCUGGGUGCAUGUGGGGUCGUGAUUGUUGGUCUGAAAUCUACCACUACCGCGAGCUGAGCAAUUGGCUCGGUCGGUCUCGUUGGGAGCGAUUCAGGGAUGGUGUCACUGAUGUAUACGACCGAAUGACCGGAAAGACCGCCCUCAUCCCACCCAAUCACAAAGCAGGUAAUCCAACCUUCAAGAUCAACGAUCCAGACGACCGCAUCAAGCAGCCUCCAAAAGCCGAGUCCCUCCCACCAACCCUUGCUGCCAUUGUCCUCCGCCCGAGCAAGCAAACCACCUCACAACACCCUACCCACACACCAAACCACACAAACCAACCACCCACAAUGCCAACCGCCGAGUCCGCCGCCUUCCUCGCCAAAAAGCCCACCGUCGCCCCGACCUACGAGGGCGUCGACUUCGAGGACAACGUCGCAGUCCACAACGCCCGCGAUGCCAUUAUCCGCGAGCAAUGGGUCCGCAGCAUGAUGGCGCGUUUGGUUGGCGAGGAAUUGGGCAAGUGCUAUGCGCGCGAGGGCGUGAACCACCUCGAGAAGUGUGGUGUUUACAGAGAGAAGUACUUCGAGCUCCUUAAGGAGAGCAAGAUUAAGGGUUACCUCGGACAGGAGAAGAACCGCUUUGGUGGAGAGUCGGCAUAA